GCGGGGCGAGGCGCGGCAGAUGCCGGCCGGUGUCGGGAGCGGGGAGCAGCAGCAGCGUGCCACCAUGUCAUCCAGCCAGGAUUCUGUUCUCACCGAGUAUGAGUCUGACUCCAGCCAGACCUCAAAGCUGUUAAAGAAAUUUAAAGAGACACCAUUUGUACCCAUUGGGAUGGCUGGCUUCACCUUGGUGGUUGGCUACGGGCUGUACAGACUGAAGCACAGAGGCCAGAUGAAAAUGUCACUUCACCUGAUUCACACACGUGUGGCAGCCCAGGGCUUUGCAGUGGGAGCCUUAACAUGUGGUGUGCUGUAUUCAAUGUUCCGGGAGUACAUCUGGAAUCCCAAGGAGUAACUGAAAGCUAACUGAAAUCCCUGUCCUGGUGGUGACCUGUGUGCUGCAGCUAGAAACCUCCUAUCGAGGGGUUCUUGAGGAGGUGGGGGGGAAAAAAAUACACAUUAUUAGCAAAUUGCCCUAUUUUUGUGGAUGGUACAGUGUCUUGAAGCUGGCAGCCUAAAUGGUUGUGCACUCUGGGAGCGAGUAUCAGGGUCUGCUUUUAGCGGAUAUAGUAGAAUUCAAUCCCUUUAACUUCCCCUCAGCUCGGUCCUAAAAUUGAUGACUUCUUUUGCUGCUGUUGCCCAAAACCCUACACAAAGUCUGAACUAGCUUCUGUCAGGCCUUG
Dryobates pubescens (Downy woodpecker) is the source of this 680-nucleotide messenger RNA. It is a transcript of the gene HIGD1A, whose product is annotated as HIG1 hypoxia inducible domain family member 1A. Lineage: Eukaryota; Metazoa; Chordata; Aves; Piciformes; Picidae. Gene Ontology annotation, biological process: negative regulation of apoptotic process; mitochondrial respirasome assembly. Gene Ontology annotation, cellular component: mitochondrion. The transcript has 4 exons. The coding region runs from base 20 to 352 and encodes 110 amino acids. The record is from RefSeq and is a predicted model, not a curated record.